Patella vulgata (common limpet) is the source of this 2400-nucleotide messenger RNA. RefSeq names its product zinc finger protein 239. The coding region runs from base 241 to 1236 and encodes 331 amino acids. Gene Ontology annotation, biological process: regulation of transcription by RNA polymerase II. Gene Ontology annotation, molecular function: DNA-binding transcription factor activity; RNA polymerase II cis-regulatory region sequence-specific DNA binding. The transcript is spliced from 3 exons. Lineage: Eukaryota; Metazoa; Mollusca; Gastropoda; Patellidae. The record is from RefSeq and is a predicted model, not a curated record.
AACAACUAAAGAAUUUUUUUCCAAUUUGUUUUCUUUCUGAAAAAUAACAGCUCAGUGGAAGCUGAACUACACCACCAACAAAGACAGUUUGACGAUGUACUUGGCCUGCUGUAGCAGAAUUUACAAAUAAAAUAACUUGUAUGGUGUAUCGUUUAAAGGUUGUAGAUUGGACAGAUGCAUCACAGAGUGUUUACCACCGAUUGACUUGGCUAACAGUCGCAGAACUUUACACACAAAUUAAUGGAAACUGAUGAUGUAAAAAUUCUUCAUCAGUGUGUUGUAUGUGAUGAGAUUUUUCAACAAUAUGAUGAUUUAGAAAAACACAAUAAGAUGCAUGUUAAAGAUGAGAAAACUGAUAAUGUUGAUGAAUAUUGUCAUGUUAAAGAAGAGAAAACCGUUGAUGGAGAUGAAUAUUGUCAUGUUAAAGAAGAGAAAACUGAUGAUGUAGAUGAAUAUUGUCAUGUUAAAGAAGAGAAAACCGUUGAUGGAGAUGAAUAUUGUCAUGUUAAAGAAGAGAAAACUUAUGAUUUAGAUGAAGAUUGUCAUGUUAAAAAAGAGAAAACUGAAGAUGUAGAUGAAUAUUGUCAUGUUAAAGAAGAGAAAACUGAUGAUGUAGAUGGAAAUUUUGAUGUUAAAGCAGAGAAAACUGAUAUUGAAACUGUUUAUCAGUGUAAUUUGUGUGAUGAAGAAUUUAAUUUAGAAACUGAUUUAGAAAAACACUGUGAAAUACAUGUUCGUCAACAAGGGCAAACCAGAGAAAAACCAUAUAAGUGUGAUGUUUGUGGUAAAUCAUUUCAUCAGAAUAGUGGUCUACAGAAACACAUGAGAAUUCAUACUGGUGAAAAAUCUUAUAAGUGUGAUGUUUGUGGUAAAUCAUUUCAUCAGAAUAGUGGUCUACAGAAACAUAUGAGAAUUCAUACUGGUGAAAAACCUUAUAAUUGUGAUGUUUGUGGUAGAUCAUUUAGUCAGCGUUGUACUGUACAGAUUCACAUGAGAAUUCAUACCGGAGAGAUGCCAUAUAAAUGUGAUGUUUGUAAUAAAUCAUUCAAACACAGUUAUGGUAUAAAGAAUCACAUGAAAAAUCAUACUGGCGUAAACACAUAUAAAUGUGAUGUUUGUAGUAAAUCAUUCAAAGAAAACGGUACGUUAUGCCAACACAUGAGAACUCAUAUUGGUGACAAAACUUGUGCUUGUCUUGUGUGUAGAAAAUCUUUUACUUCCAAUAUUCAUCUAUAGAGGCAUAGGAGAGAGAGAAAGAGAAAUGGGGUUUAAAGUCCACUCAUUAGCCCUGUAACACACUCAACCCCACAUACAUAACAGUGGACAAAAAUUCUCAGAAGGUUGUCAUGUGACCCCUUCCUAUAAAAAUGAAAAAAAUAUAUCUUAUAGUUCAUACAAACUUAUGUAAAACUGCAGUGUUAAGUAAGAGAGAGAGAAAUGGGGUUUAACGUCCACUCGACACAAACUAGGUCAUUUUGGGACCAAUAAUUCGCUUGCGCUUAGGGGUCUUUAGCAGUGGGAGGAAACCGAAGGACACGGAGAAAACCCUACUCCUUGUCACGUACAACCAGGGAUUCGAAACCACACCAGUUGACUCAAUGACAGGCUUUAUGAUACAGCGUGCACGUGCUUACCAUUCGGCCAUCCAACCCCCCAGUGUGAAAUGACUCUAGCAUUAAUAUUGACUGAGAUUUUACCUUUUGAAUCGAGGUACCCUUUCGCAUGUUUUGAAACUACUAUUCUAUGACUCGAUUUUAGUGUUCUGAUUUUAUGCCUUCUGGUCAGUCUAUAUUUGUGAAAUGUUGGGGUUCGUAGGUGAACGUUAUAUAGAUUAAGAAUUCGCCAUCAAAUUUUACCGUCAACUGUGUAUGUGGUAAUUUAUUUUAAGAAGCAUCAUGGGAGAUUUGAUAAAGAGUUCACAGUUCUCACUAUAAUAGUUAAACAUACAUUAUGCAAGAGCUAAAUCUGCCUAUUUCAGGUCUUUCUUUAGGCCUGAAAUGUUAUCUGAAUUAUUAAUUAGACAUUAAUUAACUUAUCUAGACCGUUAUCAAUUCUCGAUGUCAUCGUUAGCCUGCUUGAUUGACAGCUUGUAAGUGACAUGUAUUUUGUCUGCUUUCAUGUUUUUGUGCUUUCUGACAGCAUUUUUCAACAUAAACAGACCAAAAUCAUGGGCAUGUGAGACAUAUAAGACUUUUCCUUUUUUUCUUUCAUUUCCUCUUGAGAAUGGCUGGGCUCAAAUGUAUAUACGGCAUUAAUCUAGACCCAUAGAAGAGAUAUUUUAUAUUCCAAUACAUUGGUGUCUGACGUUAACAUACUUUGGAAUUUUAUAUAUUUAUUUGAAUAUAUACAAUGUAUGUGCCACAAGUCCUUUUAAAUAAAUAAUAAAGAUUAUGUUUUGAC